AUGAGUUUCCAGAAAACCAACACGGACGUAACAACCGGCGGCUCGCGAUCGUUUUCCCCGUAUUUGAUUGCAUUUUUCAUUCAAAACUAUAGAAGAGAGAUUGUUACGGUUGCCAUUUUUUUAAAAUCCGCUAUAAAUUGUAUAGAGUUUUAUUAUAGUAUAAGUUUAAUAUGGGGGGCGGUCAAAAAACGUCACGCGUUAAAAAAUAUGGCCGACGAGUUUAGUUAA
Molecule: messenger RNA, 228 nt
Organism: Pediculus humanus corporis (human body louse)
Lineage: Eukaryota; Metazoa; Arthropoda; Insecta; Psocodea; Pediculidae
Exons: 7
Coding region: 1-228 (75 amino acids)
Source: RefSeq, a predicted model, not a curated record